Columba livia (rock pigeon) is the source of this 1004-nucleotide messenger RNA. It is a transcript of the gene SRA1, whose product is annotated as steroid receptor RNA activator 1. The record is from RefSeq and is a predicted model, not a curated record. The transcript is spliced from 5 exons. The coding region runs from base 163 to 861 and encodes 232 amino acids. Gene Ontology annotation, cellular component: nucleus. Gene Ontology annotation, biological process: regulation of transcription by RNA polymerase II. NCBI's taxonomy places the organism in Eukaryota, Metazoa, Chordata, Aves, Columbiformes, Columbidae.
CGGGGCGGGGGCCGGGGCCGCGGCCGGACGCUCCAUCCCCGGCCCCGGUCCCGACCCCCGCCUCCCCGGCGGGGCGGGGACACGGCAAGCCCCGCCCCCUCAGGGCCCGCCUUGCCCCGCCCCGUCGGGCGGAAGGGGCGGGGCCAGGCGUGACGUGGCGGGAUGGCGGAGUCCUACGUGAAGCCGGGGAACCAGGAGCGUGGCUGGAACGACCCCCCCCAGUUCUCCUACGGGCUGCAGGCUCAGGCCGGGGGUCCCAGGCGAAACCUGCUCACCCGGCGGGCCCCUCUGCCACCCGAGGAGGCUCCCCCAGGUGCUCGUCCAGACCUGACCAGCGCCCCAGCUGCCCCCACCGCACCACCCCCCCGAGCACUGGGACCACCCCCCCUGGGGCCCGUCAGCCCAGCCCUGCGCGCAGAUGGCGGGAGGCCGAGCCCUGUGUCGUGCCCGAAGGAGAGUGGCCCGCAGGAGAGUGCUGUGCCCGCCACCACCGUCCUCGCCCCGCUGAGGGAGGCCCUGGCCGCCUGCCGCCCUGCCGUGCAGAAGCAAGUGUGCGAUGACAUCGGGCGGCGGCUGACAGUGCUGGAGGAUGCCUGGGCUCAGGGGAAGCUGUCAGCCCCGGUGAGAAAGAGGAUGAGCCUCCUGGUGCAAGAGCUCCAGCAACAGCACUGGGACGCAGCUGAUGAGAUCCACCGGUCACUCAUGGUGGACCAUGUCAACGAAGUGAGCCAGUGGCUGGUGGGUGUCAAACGCCUGAUCGCCGAGACGAGGAGCCUGCCGGCUGUGGUGACGGAUGGCAGCGCCGAGGCUGGGCCUGGCCAGGAGGAGCCCCAAGGCCAGGAACGGGGCUGUGGACUGUGAGCAGGGCAGGAAAAGGGCCCCCUGCCUGAGGGGAUCUGGGCACCUCUGCCUCCCAGUCCUCUCCCAGGAAAAGAUGAUUUUAAUAAUUGUGACAUUUUAGUGGCAAUUCACUAUGUUUAAUAAACAGCACGAUUCUGCUCCUG